Molecule: messenger RNA, 1823 nt
Organism: Mytilus trossulus (common blue mussel)
Lineage: Eukaryota; Metazoa; Mollusca; Bivalvia; Mytilida; Mytilidae
Product: O-phosphoseryl-tRNA(Sec) selenium transferase-like
Exons: 11
Coding region: 67-1515 (482 amino acids)
Biological process (GO): selenocysteine incorporation; conversion of seryl-tRNAsec to selenocys-tRNAsec
Molecular function (GO): tRNA binding; O-phosphoseryl-tRNA(Sec) selenium transferase activity
Source: RefSeq, a predicted model, not a curated record
UUCCGGUUCCAAUUUUGACCUUUUUAAAAAAUCAACAAAGUAAGUGCCCUGUACAAGUAAAAAGCUAUGGAUGACCAGUGCUAUGAUCUGUGUACCAAGUUAGUAUCACAAAGUUACAUACAACAAGGAAAGCAGGCAAAAUUAGUCCACCAGAAAAGGAUUAAACAUCUUCUUCAACAUAGAAAGAUACCAGAGGAUGGAUGGACAGAUCAGACAAUUGAGUUAUUGUUACAAGAGUUGUCUGUCAUGGAUAGUAAUAAUUUCCCAGAUAAUUGUGGAGUUGGGGAAAGAGAGGCCAGAAUAUUUUCCACUUUAGUUGCAACCAGACAUUACAGAUUUGGUCAUGGAAUUGGUAGAUCAGGGGAGAUAACUGCUAUUCAGCCAAAAGCUGCUGGUUCUAGUGUAAUGAUGAAACUAACCAACAGUCUGAUGUUAGAUGUCAUCAAAAUAUCAGGAAUUCAGUCAGCAGCAUCCUGUUUUAUUGUUCCCAUGGCAACUGGAAUGAGUUUAUCUUUGUGUAUGUUGACCUUUAAACAGUCAAGGCCAAAUGCCAAGUAUGUGAUAUGGCCAAGAAUAGAUCAGAAAUCCUGUAUAAAGUCUAUGAUAACAUCAGGGUUUGAGCCUGUAGUGAUAGAGAAUUGUAUGGAAGGUGAUGAACUGAGAACCAACCUGACAGCAGUGGUAGAAAAAAUAGAAGAACUAGGUCCAGACAAUAUUUUAUGUGUCAUGACAACUACUAGCUGUUUUGCUCCAAGGGUCCCAGAUAGAAUAGAAGAAAUAUCUGAGAUUUGUAAGAAAUUUGAAGUUCCACAUCUUAUAAACAAUGCUUAUGGUUUACAAUGUACAAAGUGUACACACCUAAUACAACAAGCAAGUAGAAAAGGUAGAGUUGAUGCUUUUGUUCAGAGCACAGAUAAAAAUUUCAUGGUUCCAGUCGGAGGAUCAAUUAUAGCAGGGUUUGAUGCUAAAUUAAUAGAAAGUAUCAGCAAAGCUUAUCCAGGAAGAGCAUCAGCAACACCAACUAUGGACAUGUUUAUAACCUUUUUAAGUAUGGGCAGUCAGAAAUACAAAGAUUUACUGAAGGAGAGGAAAGAAAACUACCAAUAUCUGGCAUCAAAAUUAUCUGAAGUAGCAUCAAAACAUGGAGAGAGACUUCUACAAACUCAUCAUAAUGGAAUUUCAAUGGGAAUGAGUUUGUCAUCAAUAAUUGUUAAAGAAGAUAAAGAUGUGACAGAAAUAGGGUCCAUGCUGUUUACAAGAUUUGUAUCUGGGACUAGAGUUAUAAGCAAUUCUUCUACAGACUCAACAAUUAACGGACUGAAAAUAACCAACUUCGGAGCCCAUUGUGAUAAAUAUAACUGUCCAUACCUAACUGCAGCAGCCUCUAUCGGAAUGACCAGGACUGAUGUAGAUACAUUUAUAACAAGACUCGAUAAAGUGCUAAAAAAAUAUAAGUCAUCUGUUGGCUCUGAUGUCCUGUCUGUAGAGGAAAAAACAUCCAAUGAUAUUCCAUGAUACAAGGAGAUAACAUCCAAUGAUAUUCCAUGAUACAAGGAGAAAACAUCCAAUAAUAUUCCAUGAUACUGCAAUAAACCUAUUAUAUCUGGUUAAAGGACCAACCCUUUUAUCUUGCACCUGACUCUAUUAUUUUAAUCAUGUGUAUUUGUGAUCAAAAAAAUACAUGGUGUUGAAAAAUUAGUGACAAUGAAUUAAUCAGAAUAAAUAGACAGCAAGUUUUGUUUAUAAUUUAUAAUUUAUAUGCAAUAAUGUUUGAAUUUCCUUAAACAAUACUUGUUCAUGUAUGUCAUAUAUCUAAAUAUACA